AUGGCUGUCAACGUCCCCAAGACCAUGAAGGCCCUCCUUUACGACAAGCCAGAGGUGCACAAGAUCACUGAGAUCCCCGUUCCGACCCUCAGAGAGAACGACGUUUUGAUCAAAGUCAAGGCAUGCGGUGUCUGCGGCACAGACCUCCACAUUCACGAGGGCGAGUUCAUCGCACAGUUCCCUCUGGUCCCAGGCCAUGAAACCGUCGGGGUUGUUGCAGCUGUGGGACCCAAGGUCAAGGGCUUCAGCAUUGGCGAUCGUGUGGUUGCCGAUAACUCUGAGCUCUGCGGCGAGUGCUUCUACUGCCGUCGGGGCGAUGAGCUGUUCUGCGAGAACUUCCAUGCCCAUGGCGUCACCAUGAAUGGAGGUUUUGCCGAAUACUGUGCUUACCCUGCUGGCAGGGUAUUCAAGAUCCAAAACCUCUCCGAUGUUGACGCCACUCUUCUCGAGCCCGCCUCGUGCGCCGCACAUGGUCUCGACAAGAUCGCUCCCAAGAUGGGCUCCCGAGUCCUCCUCUUCGGUGCUGGACCCACUGGCUUGAUUCUCGCCCAGUUGCUCCGUCUGAACGGUGGAUGCCACGUCGUUGUCUGCGCCCCCGAGGGUUUGAAGAUGGAGCUCGCCAAGUCACUCGGCGCCGGCGACGAAUACAUUGGGCUCUCCCGCCAGGACCCUAGCACUCAGUUCAACAAGCUCAAGGCGGAUAACCCAUACGGCUUCGACAUCGUCGUCGAGGCUACCGGUAACGUCAAGAUCCUUGAGGACUCUAUUAACUAUGUGCGCCGCGGCGGUAAGCUCGUCGUGUACGGCGUGUAUUCCAACAAGGACCGGGUUUCGUGGCCUCCUAGCAAGAUCUUCGGCGAUGAAAUCCAAAUCAUCGGCAGCUUCUCCGAAGUCUACAAGUUCCCCGCAGCCAUUGACUACCUCGACUCUGGCAAGGUCAAGGUCUCGGGAAUCGUUAACAAGGUGUAUAGAAUCGAGCAGUGGGAGGAGUGUCUCGAGGCUAUGCGGAACAAGAGUGCUAUCAAGGCGGCCAUCACAUUCGACUAG
This is a messenger RNA of Aspergillus mulundensis, 1047 nucleotides long. RefSeq names its product zinc-dependent alcohol dehydrogenase family protein. The transcript is spliced from 8 exons. Lineage: Eukaryota; Fungi; Ascomycota; Eurotiomycetes; Eurotiales; Aspergillaceae. Bases 1 to 1047 code for a protein of 348 amino acids. The record is from RefSeq and is a predicted model, not a curated record. Gene Ontology annotation, molecular function: zinc ion binding; oxidoreductase activity.